Cyphellophora attinorum is the source of this 1497-nucleotide messenger RNA. RefSeq names its product putative transporter. Gene Ontology annotation, cellular component: membrane. Gene Ontology annotation, biological process: transmembrane transport. The coding region runs from base 1 to 1497 and encodes 498 amino acids. Lineage: Eukaryota; Fungi; Ascomycota; Eurotiomycetes; Chaetothyriales; Cyphellophoraceae. The record is from RefSeq and is a predicted model, not a curated record. Gene Ontology annotation, molecular function: transmembrane transporter activity. The transcript has 2 exons.
AUGGAGAAGCUCGACCGUAAAGGCCUCUCAGAGUCUGAGGCCAUGCCACCAAAUGACUAUGACUCGACCAAUACCGACACAGUACCGGAAGCAGAGAACAUCGACGGAUAUGAUCGUACUCUUGAGUACACGCCCGAAGAGGAGCGCGCAGCGGUCCGACGAGUCGACUUCUUCAUCCUACCAUUCAUUGUGCUCCUCUUCUGCUUCCUCCAGUUCGAUCGGACCAACAUCGCAAAUGCCCUUACCGAUACCUUCCGGGCUGAUGUGCACAUCACCAAUUACCACAUCAACACAGCUCAGACACUGUUCAUCGUCGGAUUUGUGAUAACAGAGAUCCCCUUCAACAUGCUCAGCAGAUAUUUCGGCCCUGAGAGGUUCCUUCCCGUCACGAUGAUCCUAUGGGGCAUUGCUACAUGGAGUCAGAUGUUCAUCACAAGUCCAUCCGGCUUGUACGCCUGCCGCUUCAUCGUUGGUGCCCUAGAGGGUGGUUACAUUCCCGGCAUGGCGCUCUACAUCAGUAAAUUCUACAUCAAUGAACAGCUGGGACUGCGCUUUGCUUGUUUCUGGGCAUCAAACUCGAUCGCUGGAGCUCUGUCAGGACCAUUGUCUAUUGGACUUCUGUCACUCAGAGGACGAGGUGGACUUCAUGGCUGGCAAUGGCUGUACUUGAUUGAGGGUGUACUCACCUGCUUUCUGGGCGCCGUUGGCUACCUAUAUCUCCCGCAUUCCGCCGCUAAGCCAAAGACCUUCUUCGGCCGAUCGUGGAGCCUCUUCACACCCCGACAAAGCUCAAUUAUCAUAACUCGGGUUAUGCGGAACGAUCCAUCUAAGGCUCUUCGUUACGGCAAGCCAGUGCUGCCGUCACACAUCCUACAGACCUUCGGCGACUGGAGAUUGUACGGACACAUCCUCUCGGCGUUCCUCUCCAUGGUCAUGAUCACGCCUAUGAACACAUACGCCCCAUCAAUUAUCAAGUCAUUGGGCUUCACAGGCCUUCAAGCCAAUGGAUUGAACUCGGUGGGAGCUAUCGGGGCGCUCUGUAUCUCCAUCUCGUUAGCAUACAGUAGCGACCGCUUCAAGGAGCGUGGCUUCCACAUUAUCGUCGGAUUUCUCGGAGCCGCCGCAGGCCUUCUUUGGCUUGCUCUGGCACCGAAUAGCGUUGGCAGAUGGGUUCUAUACGGCGGAGUUGUGUGCACUCAGAGCUUCAUGGGAACGGCUCAAGCCAUUAACGCGGCCUGGCUGGCGGCGAAGAUGGAAGACCAUAAGCGACCGAUCGCGCUUGCAGCAUACGUGAUGAGCAUUCAGAUUGCUGGUUUCCCGGGUGCUCAGCUGUUUAAGCAAGACGCUGCCCCGCGGUAUAAGCAUGGUCUGAUUACAGCUGCCGCGCUGGUCAUUUCUGGAGCUGCGGUGGUGGCGGCCUGGAAGUUCCUUUACCGCAUCUUCGAUCAUGGGGACGGUGGUGUUGAGACAGUCAAGGGUCGUGAUCCUGAGCAGUAA